UUCUAGUUUUUCUAAUGUUAUAAGGUUCAUUAAUUUAAGUGGAUGAAUGACAUAAUGCACAAUAUCCUUCUAAUAUUCUCUAGCCAUUGAAUCAUUUUGCUACUAUUUUUGCUUAGGAAAAGAGGAAAUCCAAGUCAAGCACUUGAACACCACCACAACAAACAGGCCCUUAAAUUAGCUCUAUAAAAUCCACAUGAAAACAGAGUUGUUCUCAUUGAUUCACCACCAACAAAUGGCUAGAAAACCUCAACCCACAACUUUCAUCCUUUCCCUCCUCUUCCUCCUCCUGCCUCUAACCCUAACCGCCGUGGCCGGCGGAGGCAUCGCCAUUUACUGGGGUCAAAACGGCAAGGAGGGUACCUUAGCCGAAACAUGUGCCACCAAGAAAUUUUCCUUCGUAAACAUAGCCUUCCUCUACAUAUUCGGCAAGGGUCAGACCCCAGUAAUGGACCUCUCCGGCCACUGCAACCCCUCCGCCAACGGCUGCACUGCCGUGAGCGACGGCGUGCGGUUCUGCCAGAAGAUGGGCAUAAAAGUCAUGCUCUCCAUCGGUGGCGGCAUUGGCAGCUACUCCUUAGCUUCCAAAGCCGAUGCAAAAAAUGUAUCGGCCUAUCUAUGGAAUGCUUUCUUGGGUGGAAGGUCAAAGUUUCGGCCUUUGGGCGAUGCUGUAUUGGAUGGCAUAGAUUUUGACAUAGAGCUUGGCUCAAACCAGUACUGGGAUGAUCUUGCUCUCUUUUUAUCAGCUUUUGGGAAGUUCGGAAGAAGGAAAGUGUACUUAACUGCUGCACCACAGUGUCCAUUUCCAGAUUACUUCUUAGGCUCUGCGCUUAACAAGACUUGCCUUUUUGACUAUGUUUGGGUUCAAUUCUAUAACAAUCCUCCUUGCCAGUACACUGCAGGGAACACUGAUAAGAUUAUCAAGUCCUGGAAGAAGUGGACUGCUUCCAUACCUGCUAGGAGGGUGUUCUUGGGGUUGCCGGCGUCGCCGGGGGCCGCCGGAAGUGGGUUCAUUCCGGCGAGCGUGCUGACGACCCAGAUCCUGCCGGAGAUAAAGUCGUCUCCCAAGUACGGCGGCGUGAUGCUGUGGUCAAAGUACUGGGAUGAUCAGAGUGGGUACACCGACACGAUUAGGGGCAGUGUUUGAAUUAAACUAGUUGUCGCUUUGUUCUCAGCCUGAUUAAUAAACAAUGCGUUUUUCAAAUUCUUAGCCUUGAGUACUGGGAUGAUCAGAGUGGGUACACCCUCAGAGUGGUUUACUGUUUUAGUGUAAUUUUUGUUCUUGCUAAAUAAAUGCUUAAACCACGAGAUUA
Diospyros lotus (date-plum) is the source of this 1310-nucleotide messenger RNA. Its product is annotated as acidic endochitinase-like. Gene Ontology annotation, biological process: carbohydrate metabolic process. The record is from RefSeq and is a predicted model, not a curated record. The transcript has a single exon. Gene Ontology annotation, cellular component: extracellular region. Gene Ontology annotation, molecular function: chitinase activity. The coding region runs from base 194 to 1144 and encodes 316 amino acids. Lineage: Eukaryota; Viridiplantae; Streptophyta; Magnoliopsida; Ericales; Ebenaceae.